AUGAGAACGGUGCAAAGGGCGGUCGCCAGGCCUCAAUUAGUCUCGUCGCUCGUCCGAGGCCGCCCAUUGGCACCUAGGCGGUCACACCCUCGUCCUUUUUCCCAGCAAUUUGGACCCGCAAGCAACAUACCAGGGGUCGAUCAGGACGAGGAAGAACCGUCAAAGCCCUCGAAGUCGGAACCAGAGCCCAAAAGCCGCCUGGGACCGACCUUUUCCAGAGCGUUUGAGGCGGCAAUGACAACAUUUGCAUCAAUCGCCGUUCUUGGCUUGGCUGGUUACUCGUACCACGUUUACUACAAAUCUCUGGUGCUGCGCAAGAUAGAAAAGGCCUUUGAACCGGGCGACCCUAUGUUGGAGCUUGCAUCACCAGCAGAGCCCCACGCCGCUCCUCGAGAACAACCAGUCGAUGACACUGAGCACUGGAUUGCCCGCCCCGAGCAGGCCAAGAUCAACACCAUUAUUAACGGGGAAUCAAAAGGCAGAUAUUAUCUCCUUAUUGGCGAAAAGGGUACCGGAAAGUCUUCCAUGCUACUAGAAGCAAUGAAGGAGAAGAAUGGGGAGGGAGUGUCAAUGUUCGAAGCUCACGCCGACCUUGAAAUCUUCCGCAUUCGACUCGGAAAGGCGCUGAACUAUGAGUACCACGAAGAUUAUAUCGGGUCGUUAUUUUCAAUACGCGGGCCACGGGACACCACCGCUCUGCUUGACAUUGAACGGGCGUUCAAUAAGCUCGAAAAAGUCGCUUUGGCGCACAGAAACCGAAUGGGCAAACCGGGUCGGAAAGGCCCUCUGAUUCUCAUCGUCAACAGCGCCCAUCUGAUCCGCGACAAUGAAGACGGGAACGACCUGAUCGAACUGAUGCAGCAACGUGCUGAACAGUGGGCCGCGGCAAACCUUAUCACCAUGGUCUUCAAUUCCGACGACUUCUGGGUCUAUGAACGCCUCCGACGCUACGCUACGAGAAUGGAGGUGAUUCCAAUCCUGGAUCUCCCAAAGACUCGCGCGAUUGCUGCGUUGGAGAGAUACCGCGCUAGAUACUUCCCGGAACAGAAACGUGAUCCCGAGAUCCUCAAGCAGGUGUACGACCUGGUGGGCGGUCGCCUUAACUUCCUCAACAGGGUCGCCAAAAGCUCCGACAUGCUGAAAAUGUGUCGACAAAUCAACGAAGCAGAGAAGACAUGGUUCCUGAACAAGUGCGGUAUCCUCGGCGAGGAAAUGGACGACGACGUGAUGGACCAGCAGAAGUAUGCCAGUGCAGCUAUGGUGCUGGCAAAGGCACUUGUGGACAGAGAAAAAGACAUGGAGUCCAGUUACGACGACGAGCAUGGGCAUAUUUUGCCACAAAUCCCUCUCUACGUUGCUCGCCAAAUUAUGACCCGAGCGGAUUUUAUCCAAAGCUACGACCACGAGAAUAUCUUCACCAUUGACAGCAGGGCCAUGGUCCGAGCCGACAGCGUGCCCAUGAUGAACGCAUUCAAGGAAAUCUGUGCGGAGCCAGGGUUCAACGACUAUCUGGAAGCCACGCUCGACCGGAUCUCGGCCAUUGAAAGUAUCAACAGAACCAAGGAACUCACAUUCAAAGAUUUAUGGAUUGAACAGAAAGGAGAGCAGAGGGGCAAAUACUCGUUUGUAACGAAAGAUGCUCGGGGCCGAGAGACUGGGACUAUUGAAAUGAGAGUGCAUCCAGACAAGCCGCCCGAGGAAGAUGACGACUGA
This is a messenger RNA of Cladophialophora bantiana CBS 173.52, 1713 nucleotides long. RefSeq lists its product as uncharacterized. Bases 1 to 1713 code for a protein of 570 amino acids. The record is from RefSeq and is a predicted model, not a curated record. The transcript has a single exon. Lineage: Eukaryota; Fungi; Ascomycota; Eurotiomycetes; Chaetothyriales; Herpotrichiellaceae.